Ilex paraguariensis (yerba mate) is the source of this 4504-nucleotide messenger RNA. The record is from the annotation of a GenBank genome assembly. NCBI's taxonomy places the organism in Eukaryota, Viridiplantae, Streptophyta, Magnoliopsida, Aquifoliales, Aquifoliaceae.
AAAAUUUGUGUGUGCGUGCGUGUGUGUGUUUGUGUUAAUGGUAGUGACGAUAGAGGAUUAGGUUUUGUUGAGUAUGAUGGGGAGCACAGGUGAAGCAGACCGAAAGCGACGUCACUUUAGCUCUAUAUCGUCCACAGCUGCUGCUACUGCUACUGUUACUGCCGCAAAAAACCAGCCCUUUUCGCCCUUACCUGACGAUAAAAAGGAUGGACUUUACUUUGUUUCCUUUCUUUACAUUUGCUCUGAUUGGACCACUUUAAGCGGAAGAUUCAAUAUGAUAAGCUUUGUUGGUCGAAACCUGGUGGCGUUGAUGAAGUUCACUGUUCUCAAUCUCGACACAGCAGUGCUUCAGUUUCAAAAUCAGAAGCUUGUUCAAAAGGUUAAAGCUCAGAAGUUUGAGUGUGUUGCCCUUGAGAAAAAAUUUAGUCAACUGGGGGAGAGACAACAGCAGUAUGAUAACACACUAGCAGUGGUCAAUAAGUCUUGGAAUGAGCUGGUUGAUGACUUGGAAACUUGUUCCAUCCGUACAAACUACUCAUCAUGCUGUGGGAAAGAUGCUAGACAUCAAUUGAUUACAAAGGAUGGUGCUUCAUCUCUCCAAGAGGAUGUUUUUCUAAGGCGACUUCUUGAAACAGGGGCAACUGAAAGUACCUGCACGAGCAAUUCUGUGAAUCAGAUGGAAGAAGACAGACAAGCAGCUGGUGAAAAGACCAAGAACAUCUUGUGUAAUAUAGUAGCUGCCAUUGAUGACCUGUGGUGUUUGAAGGAUGGAUUGUAUGCUUCAGUUUUGAAGGCACUUCCAGAAGAUGGUUCCUUCAGGGAAAAGACAUCUAGGGAUUUAGAGGUGGAAGUUAAGAAUCUGAGAUUGGCUAUAGGUGAUCUUCAUUUAAAGCACAAAUCAUUGGCAAGGGAAAUGCAGAUUUCUCGGGAUACUGAUGCAAAGAAUAAAGCUGAUCUUAUAUGUUUGAGAGGGGAGUUGGAGGAUACUCUUGCAGAAUUGGUGGAAAAUAACUGCAAAUUGACAACUCUAAAAGCAGAGAGAGAUGCAGCGAAGGGGGCAAUUUUCCCUGUCCUAAACCUGGUGGAGAAUAAGCCUAUUGCAAGUGAUAGGAUGAAGGAUAAAGAAAAAGAUUUGAGAGAUAUGGAGUCCGCACUCAAGGAAUUAUUGGACCAAGCCUCCAGUCGACUAGUAGAACUUAAGCGUAUUCUUGAAGAAAGGAUAGAAAUAUUGAGGCAGUUGUGCAAUUUGCAGAACACUUUGAAGAACGUGAAGUGUAUAUCCUCUUCCCAAGCCUACGCCUUGUUAAAAGACCAACUUGCGAAGGCAAAAGCAGAUGUAGUCCAGUAUCAAGCGCUAUUUGAGAAACUGCAGAUUGAGAAAGAUACCCUUGCCUGGCGGGAAAAAGAAAUGACUAUUAAAAAUGAUUUACUUGACAACUUUCAUCGAUCUUCUGCAGUUGCUGAUUCUAGAAUAACUGAGCUGAGGAUAGAGAUACAGAAACAAAUUAAUGACAAAAAUAUUAUGGAAACUAAGCUGGAAGAAGCAUCAAGAGAUCGUGGUAGGCAAGAAAUUAUUGCGGAGUUUAAGUCGUUGGUCCGUUCAUUUCCUGAGCAAAUGGGCAGCAUGCAGAGUCAACUAAGUGAAUACAAGGAGUCAGCUGCAGAUGUUCAUUCUCUACGAGCUCAUGUUCGAUCACUUUCCAGUGUUCUUAAUCAGAAGGCUAAAGAUUUGGAAGCCUUAUCUGCCAGAUCAGCAGACCAAAUUGCUGAACUGCAGAAGUUGCAAGCUGUGGUUCAUGAUUUGAAGGAGAGUGAUUUGGAGUUGAAGCUAAUUCUAGAAAUGUACCGACGCGAAAUCACUGAUUCAAGGGAUGUCCUAGAAGCUAGGAAUUGUGAGUGUAAGGCUUGGGCUCGUGUUCAGAGUUUGAAGUCUUCUCUUGAUGAGCACAAUUUGGAAUUGCGAGUCAAAACAGCAAUAGAAGCUGAGGCCAUGUCCCAGCAAAGGCUAGCUGCAGCAGAAGCUGAGAUUGCUGACCUAAGGCAGAAGUUGGAAGCUUCCAAAAGGGAGAAGUCCAGACUUUCUGGUGUCAUGAAGUCCAAGCACGAGGAAAAUGAGGCCUAUCUAUCUGAGAUAGAAACUAUUGGGCAGGCAUAUGAUGAUAUGCAAACUCAAAACCAACACCUUUUGCAGCAGAUAACCGAGAGGGAUGACUAUAACAUCAAGCUUGUUUUAGAGGGAGUGCGAGCAAGACAGCUGCAGGAUGCUCUACGCAUGGAGAAACAAACCAUGGAGAGAGCAAUUCAGCAAGCUGCUGCAUCGGUUGAUUUUUUCAACAUGAAAGCUGCAAGAAUUGAAGAUCAGUUGAAGAUGUCCUCAGAUCAAGUUCAGAAACUUGUAGGAGAUGGGAUUCAAAGUUCAGUUACUUUGGAAAAUUUCCAAAGGAAACUGUUAGAUGUGAGAAAAUCAUCCGAGCAACUGAGGGAGUCACUGGAAGAAUCCCAGUCCAAAGUCAACACAAGUCGAGUGAGUCUUGUGGAGCUGCAGAUAGAACUUGAGAAAGAAAGGUUUGAGAGGAAAAGGGGACAAGAGGAUUUAGAAGUUUUGAGGAGAAAGGAUUCACAACUAAGGUCGCACACAGAGGGAUCAUCUAUAGUUAACAAGCUUCAGCAGGAACUUAGAGAAUACAGUGAAAUACUCAAGUGCAGUAUUUGCCUUGACCGUCGAAAAGAGGUAACUUUUUUGUUUUAUAUUGAUGUUUUACCCUGGUUUGCAGAUGCCCUUCUCACCUCCUAGGUGCAAGUAUAAUUUUGGAAAGACAAUAUACAGUUGGCCUUCUACUUAUUAAUGGAGAUCGAAAGAUUAUUUAUUAAUUUUGGGGUCUUAAAUUUCUUCACUGUUAUUGUUAGUGAGAAAAUACAUGAGUACGCAUUGUAAUGGCUAAUGCAGUUUCUUAACUGAGAAGAUAAACCAUAUUAGUCUAAUCUCAGUCAUCCAAAAGUUAGUAAAUUCCCAUGUUACUAAAAUGUUUAUUCUAAUUAUUUUCGUGGCAUUUUUAUCCAUUUAUACAUACCUUUCGAUUCGAAUAAUGAUAAUACCAUAGGACUUUUGAAAUGAUUAUUAAAUAAGUUGCAGUAGAGUUCGUAGUUAUUUACCUGGAAGAAAGUUGAUUCCUAAAAAUAUAAAUUAAUAUGGAAAAAGUUAGAACUGUGCAUGAUGUGCGCCACGGUCUGUGGCACAGCCUGGGGAGGGUGAGACGUAUGCAGUUUACCUUUCCCUCCACUCCCCAAGGGCUUGAGGAGAUAGUUUUCGCAACUUGCAUGCCCAAGUUACAAUGGAUCAACUUUACCGAAGUGUGAAGCUCUUCCCAAUAAGCGUUAAUUAAUAUAAAUUACUCAGUUAUUGAAUACAAUAGUUAAAUGAUUGUAUGAAUGGAGCUGUCAGCCAUGUGUAGAAGGUGAUAGAACCCCCUCAUUGGGCGUGCCAAAGGAUAUAGCAAUAAAAAAGUGAAUGGAGAACUUAAACAUGAAGGGUUCCAUUAUUAUUGUUGAGAUAAAAUUGUUAAUUUUACAAUUGUGGAAUUUCAUGGUGUAUUUCCUUCAAUAAUUUUGGGAAGCUUCCAAUAAGGGACUUACCAUCUGAGGAGAAGUUUCAUGUUGCCAUAUUUUCAACUUCAGCAGGAUCUGAACCAGAAUCAUUUUAGUAACCUUCAUUAAGGCAUUUAUAACUAUGGAUCUAUUGAUCUAUUGUACUUUGGAUAUUUAAUGUUACCAUUCUAUGAUUUACAAUGCCAUAUUUAAUUCUUUUAUCACUUUUGUAAAAAGAGUGAUGUUUGAUGUCUUUUGUAACGGCGUAUAUGGAUGUCAUAGCAACUUCUCACCCGAAUGGGACAAUUAGAUGCUAAGAUGGAUGAAAAUCCUUGCAUCAUUCUCUGGCGAUUGUUACUUCAACCUGGUUUGGGAUUUCCUAAUUUGUAGCUUAAAAAUAUGAAUUUAGUUUGCUAUUUGUUUAUUUUUUGGUCAGCAAAUUUAAUUUGUCAUUUCGAGGAGCAUUAUUGGAUGGUCUUCUUGAUUCAAAUAGUGGAUUUUCUUGAAAAUUCAUUGUAUUAAUAUGCAUUUACUCAAGGUGCAUGCUUGUAUUUGGAGAUUUCCUAUUGCAUCUAGUAUUAAGCUUCAUGUGGUUUUGCGAUGAAUUAGUGCAUAUAAUACUUUCCAUAUUUGAAUGUGAUAAGAUAGAUAUGCUACUUUCAAAUUCCGUGCCUGCCGACCUUCACGUGAAAUUUAUAUUAUGACUUUAUGUUACGGAAAUGAUGUUAAGGGAGAGGCGAGGGAAGUAGGAAAAUAUAUUCAUGAAGGACUACGGUAGUUAGGGGAUCGACAUGAACGUUAUUUAGUGGAUGAAUCUGCCCAGUUCUAAUUAAUUUACCAGUUUUUGGCCUUCAAUCUUUCUCAGAUUGAAUCAUAUGAAGCUACUUUGGUAGAAGCAGUUGUUUCUGUCAAAACUGCC